CCACUGGAACUUUUCAAAAAGAGGUUGGACAUGUUCUUAGAAUGAGUCAAUCAUCGGUGUGUCGCAGCGUACAUGACGUUUCAAGUGCAUUAUGCUCUAUAGCACGAGAAUGGAUUUCUUUCCCAGAAAAUUUAAAUAUGGUAUGUCUUGAGUUCUCAGAAUUUGCUGGUUUUCGUGGUAUAAUUGGUGCAAUUGAUGGAUGUCAUAUAAAAAUAGCAAGGCCAUGGGUUGACGAGAAAAUCUAUGUUAACCGUAAAAAUUUUCAUUCUAUCAACGUACAGGCUAUUUGUGAUGCCAAUGGUAGGGCGUUAAGCGUCUAUGCAAAGAAACCCGGAAGCACUAAUGAUGCAGCAAUGUUUGUUGAAAGUAUAAUUGGUCAACGGUUAGCAAGAGGAGAUUUUUCUCCUUUUCAUUUAAUCGGGGACAGUGGCUAUGCAUGUACACCUUAUUUACUUACGCCAUAUGCAGUGCAGAGCAAUGAACCAGAACGAAGAUUUAACGUUGCUCACAAAAAGUCUAGGUGCGUAAUCGAACGGUUUUUUGGUAUGGUAAAGCGUAGGUUUCCGGCUCUUUUCUUUGGAAUACGCAUGCAACCCGGUCGUGCUUGUCGCGUGAUAAUGGCAUGCUUCAUCCUUCACAAUAUAGCCCUAUCACGAAGACAACCAGAUUUCGACGACGAUAUAGCAGUUAAUCAUUUUGAGGAACAAGAUUAUGACAAUCAACCCGAUAGACAAGAAAAUUUGGCUCAAGCAGCUCUACGUCUACGAAGACAAGGUUUCGAAAAGCGAAAUCGAAUGACAUUGAAUGAUUUCACUCGUUAA
Messenger RNA from Daphnia magna, 821 nucleotides. Its product is annotated as putative nuclease HARBI1. The transcript has 3 exons. Lineage: Eukaryota; Metazoa; Arthropoda; Branchiopoda; Diplostraca; Daphniidae. The record is from RefSeq and is a predicted model, not a curated record. Bases 42 to 821 code for a protein of 259 amino acids.